This is a messenger RNA of Dreissena polymorpha, 1186 nucleotides long. RefSeq names its product A disintegrin and metalloproteinase with thrombospondin motifs adt-1-like. The coding region runs from base 71 to 1186 and encodes 371 amino acids. The transcript is spliced from 10 exons. The record is from RefSeq and is a predicted model, not a curated record. Lineage: Eukaryota; Metazoa; Mollusca; Bivalvia; Myida; Dreissenidae. Gene Ontology annotation, cellular component: membrane.
UUUACAGUGUCGUAAUCAAAAGCGUAAACGAUAUAAUGGGUUGGAAGUUAAGUCAUAUUCAGAACCGAAAAUGAAAGAACACAAAUCGCAUCUAAUAAUAAUAGCUGCGUUGGUUCUAACACAGAUUUCGAGUUACGUGGCUUUGGACUGCUACAAUUGCCGUGGUGUUCACGAUGUAAGGGACUGCAAUGCAACUACGACUUGUGGGGCGAAUCAGGCAUGCUUUCAUCAUCAGAGAGUCACAUCUUCCGGAAACAUCAUUGAUCUCGGUUGCCAAUCUUUGACGGUGUGUGUUUCUGCUAGUGGUGGAACUGAGGUUAUCGGACGUUCUGUAAAACAAACACGUCAGGCGGGUCUUUCUGAUUGUUCGGAGUGCUGUUCGACAGACGAAUGCAAUGACCAACUUUGCCUUCACAAGGCCCCAAACCAAUGCGUGGACGACGAGACAAUAGACUGUGCAAAAUUGAGUUCGCUUUUCAACGUUUGUACUGGAAACUACGAACAUGCAGCUUUGGUUUGUCCACGUACAUGUAACUUGUGCAAUUACACUAACGGAAACUGGGCGGAUUGGACAAGCUGGUCAGCUUGUACUAUCACUUGUGGCAGCACUACACAAAUGCGAACAAGGACAUGCACCAACCCUCCGCCUUCAACCCACGGCAAAAACUGCGAAGGACCUACGACGGACUACAAGUCCUGCGUGCGGGACGCCUGCCCAGUCGACGGUAACUGGGGAGCAUGGACUACAUGGGAGUCAUGUUCAGCGACAUGUGGUGUGGGAAUACAACACAGGAACAGGCUUUGUGACAACCCACCUCCAGCGCGAUUUGGUGAUCUCUGCUUUGGAGAUUCGUUGGAUUACCGAAUGUGCAUGAUUCAAGGGUGUUCUGAUGGUGGAUGGGCAACUUGGAGUUUGUGGAGCUCUUGCUCAGCCACAUGUGACGGCGGGACCAGCCAACGUUACCGAGAGUGUACCAAUCCAUCACCCUCCCCUUACGGACAGCAGUGUCAUGGACCCAACUCAGACUUUAAAGUCUGCAGUAUCUUCCCGUGUCAACCACCAGUGCGCCUUACCGAUGGUCGAUUUGAAAUAUUCAUAAACGGUCAAUGGGGGACAGUGUGUGACGAUCACUUUGAUACCAACGGUGCUACAGUUGCAUGCCGGAUGCUCGAACUACGAACGUGA